AUGUGUAAUGACGGCGGGGCGGGUCGUCGUCGUUUACUUGAAGUUGCGAUAUGGGUGGGGUACGGAGUACGUUUGGACGACAUUGACUCCCUCAGCAGCGACCCCAAGUUCCUCGAGCUCGUCGACACCCUCACCCGCGACAAGGUGGACGAGUUUCUGCCGGUACGGUGCCCUGAUGCUACUAUUAUGAAGCGUAUGGAGGACAUGAUUGCCGAGCUCCGCGACCAGCACGACUCCAUCGGCGGCACAGUCACCUGUAUUAUCCGCGGGUGCCCGUCCGGCCUCGGCGAGCCGUGCUUUGACAAGCUCGAGGCUCUCCUCGCGCACGCCAUCAUGUCGAUUCCUGCGACCAAGGGCUUUGGGAUUGGCUCCGGCUUCCAUGGCGCCGAGAUGCGCGGAUCCGUCCACAAUGACCCCUUCGUGUCCAACCCGGCCGCCGCCAACGCUACGAGCGCUGGCGUUGGCAUCCCUGCCUCCCGCCUACACACUAAGACGAACCACUCGGGUGGUAUCUAG
Messenger RNA from Beauveria bassiana ARSEF 2860, 516 nucleotides. RefSeq names its product chorismate synthase. The record is from RefSeq and is a predicted model, not a curated record. NCBI's taxonomy places the organism in Eukaryota, Fungi, Ascomycota, Sordariomycetes, Hypocreales, Cordycipitaceae. Gene Ontology annotation, biological process: aromatic amino acid biosynthetic process; chorismate biosynthetic process. Gene Ontology annotation, cellular component: cytosol. Bases 1 to 516 code for a protein of 171 amino acids. The transcript has a single exon. Gene Ontology annotation, molecular function: FMN binding; chorismate synthase activity.